AUGGACUAUGGGCGAGAGGAUGAGUCGCUCAUAAUACCAGUCAACUUCUCAACUGAGUGGCGUCAAAUUUUCAAGCGAGGCGCACAACAGACUGCUUCAAUCUGCAGUGUUCCUGUCUCUGAAGUUGGUUUGGGAGAAGAUGAAUACUGCGAUGACAAUGAAGGGCCGGUCUGCGAGGAAUUGUCCGAGCACACAACGAUUAGACAAAGUCACACUUUCAUCAACGAUGGCCCUUCGGCCACUCAUGGGCCAACUGAAUCUCUUGAAGAUUUGAAGGCUGAAAGUGUGCCAGGUAUUCCCAAGGAUCUGGUUGGUAACCUUCUAAAGGAGUGA
Molecule: messenger RNA, 333 nt
Organism: Penicillium angulare
Lineage: Eukaryota; Fungi; Ascomycota; Eurotiomycetes; Eurotiales; Aspergillaceae
Exons: 1
Coding region: 1-333 (110 amino acids)
Source: RefSeq, a predicted model, not a curated record